Molecule: messenger RNA, 1982 nt
Organism: Glycine soja
Lineage: Eukaryota; Viridiplantae; Streptophyta; Magnoliopsida; Fabales; Fabaceae
Exons: 5
Coding region: 20-1774 (584 amino acids)
Biological process (GO): proteasome-mediated ubiquitin-dependent protein catabolic process; protein monoubiquitination; protein polyubiquitination
Cellular component (GO): cytosol; ubiquitin ligase complex; nucleus
Molecular function (GO): cyclin binding; ubiquitin conjugating enzyme binding; ubiquitin protein ligase activity
Source: RefSeq, a predicted model, not a curated record
GAAAAAUGCGGUUUUAUUUAUGGCCAAUGUGCAAUGGCGCUUCCAAAUUUUCAGCGAAGAAGCAAACCAAAGAGCAAGCAUUAGAAUGUGCAGCGACAGCGAACAACAAGGAUGGCGUUACACAUGGGAAGCACAGUCCCACAUCCCAACGCUGCGUUUAACGCUCUUCCCUAACGACAAAACCCUAAACCCUUCUCUCCAAUGCAAAGACCUCGCCGUCGAUCUUCACUCCUCCCACUCCUUCCUCACUCUCACAGCCUCCUUUCUCUCCCUUAGGGUUCCGCUCCCCGCCGUCUUGGUCGAUGGCGACUCUCCGGUCGCUUUCCGGCCUCUCUCCGACCACAUCGAGGUCAAGCUCCUCCUCCUCCUCCCCGUCGACCACCCCAUCCUCUCCGCCCUCGACCUCUCCCAAACCCCGCCGCCGGACCCUCUCGAUUCACAAUCCGAUGUGAAAAUUUUGUCUUCUGCAGGAGAAGUUGACUUCUACUGCAGAACUUGUGCCUUCAAGUUGACCAGAAUUCCUCUCAGGAAUUUUGUUGAAAUGCCAUCGGUGAAUUGGAGAGAGGUGGCGGACAAUUGGUUUGGAGCUUGCUGUUGUUCGUUUGGAGGGAUAAGUGAGAAGAUGGUGAUGAGAUAUGUGAGUUCUUAUAUGUGCAGGCCGGGGGUAUGUCUAGUAAGUUCUGCUUCUGUCACUCUUUGCAAGGAUGAUCUUGUGGAAUGUAAUUUUCUUGAAGGGUGUGGAGAGCAAGAAUGUAGUACUGUAACAGAAGUCUCCAGAGAUGAUGGUGUUGUCAAAGGCAUGCGAAACUGUGAAUUGAAUGAUGAAAGAACUUCAACUUGCAGUGACUAUGGUGAAGUGACCCAUGCUUUUGAUAGCAAUUCUAGGCUUGUACAUCCUGAGGAUGAGAAGCUUUCUGUGAAUUUGAGGUGUGAAGUUGCGAAGAGUAAACCUGGUUGUGGUGACUUCCCUGAUUCAUGUCCAGAUUUGAAUCAUGCCGAAGAUGUGACCCAAACUCCUAGUUGUUGUGCUCAUUUGACAAGCAAUGUUGGGCAUGGAGACAGUGAACACAAUUUAUGUGGAACUGCUGGAAAGAAAGGGAUGCCAACAGAGACUGUGGAAAUUCUGGGAAAUCAGAAGUCUUUCCUCAACGGUUAUCUUGAAGAUGUUUUCAUGGCUAGAUUAUCAAAUCUUUCUAAGGAUAUUGAUUGGCGUGAAUUUACGUGCCCUCAAUGCACGUCUCUCCUUGGAGCCUACCCAUGUCGUGAGGGACAGACACCUGUAGAUGGGGGAGUACGAUUUUUCAAAUGUUAUAUUUCAACUUGUGUGCAAGUUGGAGGAUCAGGGGAUAUGUUCAGUAAAUAUACAAUGGGCAAAAUGUUUGCAAAUCAGUUGAUGGAGUGUGCAAAUGAUGAAUCAUCAUUUCGGUUUGUCAUUAGAGAUCUGACAACCAAAUCCCCCGUCCUGCAAAUCAUUCUCUUAAAUCCAGAUACUUGGUCAUGUUCUGGGAAUUGUUCUAGUUUAGAAGACAAAGACCCAAUUGCUAAAUUAAAGUUACAGCCCAUAAUCAAAGUGCUUUUUUCUGACUGCCACAAUGCAACAGAAUCUCAAUCAAGGUUGAUAGAGGAAUGGGCAACAAAGAAUUCGGCUGAAGACAUUUUCAUGUUGACUCGUCAAACACAAGAAUUGGUGGGGUUGUUCAUAUCAGCAAAAGAUUUAUAUCCACCUUGUUGUGCUUCCCUUCAAGGUUUAAUUUUGUCAUCUUUGCAACUGUAGUAAUCUACUCAUCAACUCGUUCGGCAACCAAAAGGGUCGAACAAUGAUUAAAGUUUUGUAUUGUAUGAAGGAAACGUAAAAUUAUAGCUAGAAUUUACUUGACAGAAUAGGUGCCAGAAUUAUAUUGAUCUUGAUUAUUUGGAUAGAUAAUUGGCGUCAAUUUGUCUUAUCCAACUACGUUAUUGCUGGUUAAAUCCUAUUUAAAUUA